GUGACCAAAACAGAAGCUAAUUGCCAUUUUUUAUUGUUACUUUGUAAAACCCUUAAACCCCGGAUUUCUCUGGCUUUUACUCCAGUACCUCAAUGAACAUGGCCAAACGCGAAAUAGAAAUCCUACGAGGGCAUGAGCUAAGGCUCCUUCGCUGCACCCUCUGUCAACCUCCGUCUGAUCCUUCUUCUCACCUCCAACCUUCUGGUUUCGCUGCUUCCCUUCCUCCUCUCCACGCUCUUAUCUCCGACUUCCUCACUUCCGUCGAGUCCGGGAACUACCUUGGGGCCCUUUCCUCGGACGCCGCACGACUCGUCCUUGCCUCCCCCGACUCCGACCUCUCUUCUCUCUCGCCUGACCGAGUUUACUCCGACUUACUAGACCGAGUCGAAUCAUUCAUCAAUGAACCUUCCAUUGACGAUGCGGAAAAAGCUUGUAGGAUUUUUCUUGUUGUGUGCGUUGCUGUGGCCGCUUUAUUCUGGUUCAUUCAAUGCAAUUUGACUGGGCCGGUGAAUAGGUUACCAAAGCGUCCACUACCAAUGAAAGUAUGGUGGGAAGGAAGUGAGAUGGUGGAAUGGGAAAAUUGGGCGAGGAAUCAACUCAUGGCUGCUGGCUCAGACUUGCUUGGCAAGUUCUGUUAUCUUCAGUACAUAGUUUUUGCCAAAAUGUUGCUCCUGAAGACAAGUGAUCUACUAUUUGAAGCAAGUUUCAUGUCCACAUUUAAGAUCAGGAGCAUUUCAUGGUGGCUGUUUAGAGCUUUACUUAUUCAUCAACAAAUUUUGGAUGAGCGGUCUUCUUCCCUUUUUGAGUUAUUGCAAGUAUUUAAGGGUGAAACUUUAGGUCAUUUUGGAAGUUUGGAAAAAGUGACAAGUUACUGGGGUGCUCAAUUACAAGAUGGGGAAGCAUCUACAAUUGUUUCAAUGGUUCAUUUAGAAGCAGGGGUGCUAGAAUAUAUUUAUGGCAGACUUGAUCCUUGUAGGCGAGAUUUGGAGUCAGCUGAAAUGGCAGCUGGUCUUCAGCUCUCUGUUACUGGUAUUCUUGGCUUACGUACUGUACAUCAGGUAGAACCAAAGGCACAAAUGAUAUUGGUUGCAAAUACAAGCUCGAAAUCAGUAAGCGGUGAUAUAAACACUUCCAUAGCUCCUGACACGCAAUUGACUGGUCCCAAUGUCAGUGAAGCAUCUGACAUAUAUAUGACCCCAAAGCUGGUAGAGAAUGGUAAUGGUUUUGGAAAGAAUGAGUGUGGUUGUGUUGUGUCCACUUUAACAACAGCCCAGCAGGCAGUGGUUUUAGCACAAUGCCUGCUGAUUGAGAAGAGUAGUCCGCAUGGUGAAAUGCAAGGUUGGGAUAUGGCUCCAUAUAUUGAGGCGAUUGAUUCUCAAAAAUCAUCAUACUUCAUUUUGAAGUGCUUCUGUAACAUAUUACGAAUUCGUUGGGAGUCAACUCGCAGUCGCACCAAGCAGCGUGCUCUAGAGAUGAUGUAUAACUUGGUUGAGAGUAUUCAUAAGCCUUCACCUGGGGUUCCACUGAGGCUUCCUUUUUGUUUUUCUGUUUAUAUCCCGACAAUUCCUGCUCUUCGGAAGCAAUAUGGUGAUAUUUUAGUUAGUUGUGGCUUGAUUGGAGAGGCGCUUAAAAUCUUUGAGGAUUUAGAGUUGUGGGAUAAUCUAAUAUACUGCUACAGCAAAUUAGAGAAGAAAGCAGCUGCUGUUGAACUCAUCAAGGAGCAGCUGUCUAGGAGGCCAAAUGACCCAAAGUUAUGGUGUUCAUUGGGUGAUAUUACACAUAGUGAUGCCUGUUAUGAGAAAGCCUUGGAAGUUUCAAAUGAUAGGUCAGCACGAGCUAAGCGGUGUCUUGCCUAUAAUGCAUAUGGAAGAGGAGAGUAUGAGAAAUCUAAGAUCCUAUGGGAGUCUGCCUUGGCCUUGAAUUCGUUGUAUUCAAAUGGAUGGUUUGCACUAGGUGCUGCUGCAUUGAAGGCUAGGGAUGUUGAAAAAGCCCUUGAUGGUUUUACUCGUGCAGUGCAACUUGAUCCUGAAAAUGGAGAGGCUUGGAAUAAUAUUGCUUGUUUGCAUAUGAUUAAGAGGAAGAGCAAAGAGUCCUUUAUUGCCUUCAAGGAGGCCUUGAAAUAUAAACGAGAUAGCUGGCAGAUGUGGGAGAACUACAGUCAAGUUUCUUUUGAUGUUGGCAAUAUUGGUCAGUCUCUUGAAGCUAUUAAGAUGGUGUUAAAUAUGACCAAUAAUAAGAGAAUUGAUGUUGAAUUGCUCGAGAAAAUCAUGCAAUAUCUGGAGGAAAGGACUUCAGCAAGACUGCCUGCUAUAACCAAUGAUGAUGAUCUUCCCAGUCAGACCAGUUCUGAUUCAAUUCCAUGUUCUGUUAAUCCAUCUGCAAAUGCUGAGAAGAAUGCGGGAAGAUUGAGAGAAAAUGAGCAUUUGUUGGAAUUUCUUGGAAAAAUUCUACAACAGAUAGUUCGGAGUGAAAGUCGGCCAGAAUUGUGGGGCUUAUAUGCAAGGUGGCACAGAAUUAAAGGUGACCUCACAAUGUGCUGUGAAGCACUCUUAAAGCAAGUUAGAUCAUAUCAGGGAUCUAAUUUGUGGAAAGAUGAAGACCGGUUUAAAAGCUUUGCACAGGCCUCAUUGGAUCUUUGUGAGGUUUACAUGGAUAUUUCUUCCUCUACCAAUAGUCGUCGAGAACUACAUACUGCUGAGAUGCACUUGAAGAACACUCUAAAACAGGCUGGGAUAUUUUCAGACACCGAAGAAUUCAGGAAGCUUGAAGCUUGCCUUGAUGAAGUAAAGAUAAAGCUCCAGGCAGAGACUACAGCUAGUUAAAAGUCAGAACUCAGAAAGUUUGCAGGAUUUACUUUCUACUUCUGAGGGUAAGCUUGCAGCCUUCUUUUAUCACUAUGUGAAUUUAUGUUUUUGGUUUAGGCUAAAUUUUUGCAGUUGUAAUCAGUGUUAUCAGGAUGUGCGCCUGGGCGUGCUCAUGUUUUGUGUCUUAGUGCUAGAAAACAAAGGUGCCAUGGCCCUAGGUUCUUUUUAUUUUAAUUGAUAGGCAUAAUUGAAGUUCAUUAUUUUAUUGGAUGUACCUUUACUAGUAAGAUAAGGGAUAGUACUUGUUAACACAUGCACAGAGACAUUUAUACAUAUUGCAUCUUCACUCUAGUGUUUAUUUAUUUUAUAUUUUUGGCCACGGGCAAUGUAAGGGUUUUAGUGCUUGGAUUGCACCUUGAGCUCUCAACAACACUAGUCGUAAUCAUAGAUAAGCAAGCAGUAGUACAUCACUUGCUGUUUCACGUUAUGCUUUUUUCUUAUAGGAACUCAAAUGGCUGAUAAAACAACGGCUAUACAACUCUGCAAGUUAUAUAAAUGGCCUAAUUUCUCCUUCCUGUUUGCUUGGGCUCUGAGUUUAAGAUGUGAAAGUCGAUAGUCAGAGGAAGAAAAGGAAAGAAUAGUUCCCUUUCUAACUAAAACAAAAUUGUUUCCUAAUGCACUCAGGUUUUACCAGGUGGAGGAUUUUAUUUAAGAAAAAGAAUGAUAUUUUGAAGAUGCUAUGCCUAUACGUUUAGAAAUUCGAUAGUCUUGUAAAACCCAAAAUUUAGUCUCUAAGUUGUAUCAUACCCUGUUUGUUUAUUUUAGGAUUAAAUAUGUUAUUUUAAUUUAGUAAUCUGAUAACCUAAUUCAAUUUUCCCCUUA
Molecule: messenger RNA, 3686 nt
Organism: Gossypium arboreum
Lineage: Eukaryota; Viridiplantae; Streptophyta; Magnoliopsida; Malvales; Malvaceae
Exons: 20
Coding region: 93-2822 (909 amino acids)
Molecular function (GO): protein binding
Source: RefSeq, a predicted model, not a curated record